This is a messenger RNA of Drosophila ficusphila, 3851 nucleotides long. It is a transcript of the gene Srrm1, whose product is annotated as serine/arginine repetitive matrix protein 1. Gene Ontology annotation, cellular component: spliceosomal complex. Lineage: Eukaryota; Metazoa; Arthropoda; Insecta; Diptera; Drosophilidae. Bases 426 to 3293 code for a protein of 955 amino acids. The record is from RefSeq and is a predicted model, not a curated record. Gene Ontology annotation, molecular function: RNA binding. Gene Ontology annotation, biological process: regulation of mRNA splicing, via spliceosome; mRNA processing. The transcript is spliced from 4 exons.
GUUUUGGGCCGCUGCUGCCAUCGCUGGCGCAGACCGUUUUCACGAAUAUAUUUUUUAUUUUGCGAAAGAAAAGUGCAGGGAAAUUGCGCGAUUCGUGGUCAGAAAAGGUGUUUGCAACGGUGACAGGUGCAAGAGACCGAUAAACGUGAUAGCAGAGAGUCAAGAAACAAGUUUAAACAGGGGAAAAGCAACCGCAUCCCCGGUCAUCACACAUACACACGGCCAAAGAGACGCUGCGAAGGAGUGUGUGUGCGCCCAUAGACAAUCGACUUGCGUGGUGCCGGGUUACAUAUAUUUUUAUUGGACUUUUUACGGAAUUUCGUGCUCCUAAAAAACAAAUGUGCCUGGCCUAAAAGUUGUGCCACAAAUUGGCGGCAGUGCAUCCAUAAUUCCCGCAGGAGACUCACAGCGAUAAGGCAUCCAAAAUGAUGUUCACGGGCACCAACCAGCAGCAGGACACCCGCUUCAGCGACAAGGAGAAGAAGCUAAUGAAGCAAAUGAAGUUUGGGGAUUGCCUGAACAAAAGGGUGGAUAUGUCCAAAGUAAAACUGGAUGUACUGCGUCCCUGGAUCAGCAAGAAGAUCACCGACAUUUUGCACAUCGAGGACGACGUCGUGGUGGAGUUUGUCUACAAUCAGCUGGAGGAGGAGAAGUAUCCAUGUCCCAAGAAGAUGCAGAUCAACAUGACUGGUUUUCUUAAUGGCCGAAAUGCCCGCCAGUUUAUGGGUGAAUUGUGGGCGCUGCUUUUGUCCGCCCAGGAAAGCGACUCGGGCAUUCCGGCAGAGUUUAUUCAGCAGAAGAAGGACGAGAUACUCAAGCGGGAGGAAGAGCAGCGGCAGCGGGACCGCUCGCGAUCCCAUUCUCGUUCCCGCUCCCAGCGCGCCAGCUCGCGGAGGGAUCGUCAGCGUGACCGCUCCAAAUCCAAGUCCCGCUCAACAUCAAGAUCUCCAAAACUGGCCAAUAACAACGGUUCAGUGCCCAGUGCCGCUCGAGAAGCGGCCGCCAAUGCCGCGGCUCGAAUCCGCAAGCGUGGAGGCUCCUCCUCGGCCGCACGUCCUGCCUCCCGGGAGCGACGCACCAGCCGGCGGCCACGCUCGCGUUCUCCCCAGCGUUCCCACUCAAGAGGCUCUGGGAAGAAGGCUUCAGGCUCUGUAGAGCCCGCACCCGCCAAGACUGUCAACGGCCGCCACUCGGUGGACAAGUCGCCUCCGCCGGCGGCUAAGGGCAAAUCGCGGUCGCGAUCCCGGUCGCAUCGAAGCCGCUCCCGUUCGGCCAGCCCAAAAAGAUCGCGAUCCCGCAGCUCCUCACGUCGCAGUCGCCGGCGAGGACGCUCCAGCAGCAUCUCCUUGUCGCCGGAACGCAAUCAGGACCACUUUGAGCAUCGGAGGAACAAGAACAGUGUGCAGAACAAGCGGCAGUACCGCAACAAUCGCGGUGAUUCGGUCAGCUCAAUGGAGCGUGGCAACGACCGGGGCAGACAAUUUGGCGGCGGUGGAGGAGGAGGCGGUCGGCGGGGUGGUCGUCGGUUUUCGCCACGAGGACGCAGCCCAAUGCGACAGGACAAUGGCGGAGGCGGCGGCAACCGCUUCCAGCGUUCCAAUUCGCGUCGCAGGUCGAGAUCUCGACGUCUAUCCCGCUCGCCCAUGCGAUAUUCUCGCUCCCCAAGACGCUUCAACAAUCGUCGCCGUUCGCCCAUGAUGAACUUUAGAGGCGGGGGUCGUGGUGGUGGACGAGGCGGCGGAGGGCAUCGGCAGAUGUGGCAGCAUCGUGGCGGAUCGCCCAACUUCCGCGGUGGCGGCCGCAUCCACUGGCAGGCCAGGCACAGUCCUGGCGGCGGUGGACGUGGUGGCGGCGGUGGUGGCAUGGGUCGCUUCGACAGACGCCAAUCGCCGCAGCAGAAUCGCUAUAACCGCGACCACCGCCAAUCGCCGAUGCAACAGAACCAGCCGUUCCGCAAGCAAUUCUCACCACAUCCGGGACCGGGACGACGCUUCAACUCGCCGCAGCAGAGGCGAAACUCGCGGGAUAGACGACCAAACUCGAGGGAGAGGCGAAGUUCGCCGGGCGGCGGUCACAUGAAUCGGUGGGACAACCCACCGCCUGUCAGAAACCGGCGUUCGUCGUCUGGCAGCUCGGCUGGUGGCCGUCAGCAGCGACAGCGCAGCCCUAGUCCGCCGGAGAAGCGCGGACGCAGCCGCAGUCGCAGCCAGAGUCGCCAGCGAAGCCGCAGUCGCUCCAGCUCGCGGCGCAGUCGCAAGCGGGACAGUCCAGUUGGGCGCUCCUCGGUUGAGUACACUGGUCCGGCAGUCAACACCAUCGAUCUCUGUCGUGAGGAGCAGCAGCGUAAGGCCAAGCCGGAAACUAUUAUUGUGCUGGACGAGGCUCCAGUGGUGCGCAGUGGCUUCGCCAGUCUGUCGCGCACGCCCUCUCCGUUCCUUAAGCCCCACGAACGACAAGCCGCAAAGGCAGCAGCGGCGGCGGCACCAAAGAAAACCCGCGAUCAGAGCCAGAGCAGCAGCUCCGACAGCAGCGCGGACAGCGAUGAUAGCGAGGAUCAGCCGCGCCGCAAGAAGCAGCAACCCAAUGUGGAGCCGAAUAAGGGCAAGUCGAAGGAGAAGGCGCGCCGCAGCUCAGAGAGCUCGACCAGCAGCGAACAGAGCGACGAAGAGGACAACUCCAGUGGGGACGAGAGGCUCAAGAAGAAGCUGCAGCACCAGAAGGGAAAGGAAAAGGAGGCGGCGGCCCUUAAGGAAAAGGAGAAGGGCAGGGAAAGGGAGAAAGAAAAGGACAAGCGGCGUGCGGACAAAAAACCCAAGCGAGGCGUCACAUCCAGUGGGGAUGAGGAGUCGACGAGCAGCCGCAAGCGCAGUCACAAGAAGUCGCGAAGGGUCGAGGACGUGGAGGCUGGCAACGGCAAUAGCGAUUCCGAGGACGAGCAUGUGCCCAAGAAGAAGCGCAAGAAGGCCAAGAAGGUGGUGGAAUCGAGCGACAGCGAUUCUGACGCCUCCUCCAAGCGCAAGAAGCAUAAGAAACACAAGAAGCAUAGUAAGAAGAGCAAGAAACACAAGAAGCACAAGCGGAAGAGCAGUGCUGGCAAAUCGCGGGCGGACAGCAGUUCCCAAGGCAGCAGCGACGAGGAGGAGCAUCCAUCGUCAGGUGCUGCAAAGCGAAAUGGAAACACAGGCAAAAUGCCGCUGCUGCUGCCUGGUGGCUCCGGACCCGGAAUCAUCAACGAGGACCUCGAGAAGCAGCUGCGGGAACGGGCCCUCAAAUCAAUGAAGAAGCUGGACUGAACGACGACAGACUAUGUGCGAGAAUGAUUGCCCCCAGAAUCCACUCUCAAAUCCACUGACCCCCAAAACUCAUUUCCUCAUCGUGAAUCGCUCGCCCUCACAGACAGACGUACGUAGCCAUUAAAAUAGAAAUUUAACUUUAAACCAACUAUACAUUCAUUAACUGCAUACAUUGUAUUUCUUAAAAUGUAUUUCACAUACCGUUAAGUUCUUUCGCCUAAACAAAAAAAAACAGUAGCGACUAAAAUUAGCGAGCCAACAUUAAGCAAAUGAAUACACUUUGUAUUAUGUACAAAAACGAUUAACUGAAUUAUCCAUAUAACUAUUUAGCCCCAUGUGGUUUUAAAAGCAUAAAUUCCCAUAUAAAAAGAUUUAAAAAACACAAAAACAAAGUAAAAAUACACAUUAACAUGCGUAAAUCAGUUGGGCAAAUUGUAUUGUUGCCGCAGUUUAAUUUAUAAGUAGGUUUUACAGAAUGUAAUUAAUAAUGCCUAAUGCGCGAAUUGUGUGUUUGAGGGGCAUUAACUAAAUGAGAAAAUAAACACGAUUGUAAAAUUA